Molecule: messenger RNA, 2093 nt
Organism: Cryptomeria japonica (Japanese cedar)
Lineage: Eukaryota; Viridiplantae; Streptophyta; Pinopsida; Cupressales; Cupressaceae
Product: ent-kaurenoic acid oxidase 2
Exons: 9
Coding region: 313-1785 (490 amino acids)
Biological process (GO): sterol metabolic process; multicellular organism development; brassinosteroid homeostasis
Cellular component (GO): endoplasmic reticulum
Molecular function (GO): ent-kaurenoic acid monooxygenase activity; heme binding; iron ion binding
Source: RefSeq, a predicted model, not a curated record
UCAACCCAAAUAUCCUAUAGCAUUGCUCCAGACAAAACUGUAAGUCCAAAAUCCCAAAAUCUGCAAAUGCAGUUUUAUCUCUGUCCCCAUCAAUCACCACCUCAUUGUCUACAUAUGAAUUCGUUCCAUAUGCACUCAAAUCCUUAUUUCUCUGAGUGAGGUCACACCAGACAAUUUAUGAGUUUCCUUUGGCUAUUCUCUUAUCUCGACCGACCUCAAAACUACUUCCACUAUAAAUUCUCAAACGAACCAAAUUCUUCGUCACACCCACAUUGAUUUCAGAAUCUCACUCUAGUCAUUUUUACAAAGAUAAUGAUGAUGAUAGAGAGUUGGGCAUCCACAGUAGUUGUGAUUGUGUGUGGGAUAUACACAAUCUACUAUGCUUUGAGGAUGUUCAAUAGCUGGUGGUACAAACCCACCUUGAAGAAGGACAGUGCCCCUCUUCCACCAGGAGAUAUGGGGUGGCCCUUCUUGGGCAACAUGCUUAGCUUUCUCAGAGCUUUCAAGUCCACCAACCCAGAGGCCUUCAUUUCAAGCUUUGUUUCCAGGUUCAGGAGGGUUGGUCUAUACAAGGCAUUCAUGUUCGGGAAGCCCACAAUUUUAGCAACAUGUCCAGAAGUCUGCAAGCUAAUUCUAAUGGAUGAUGUCCAUUUUAUUCCUGGGUGGCCAAAAUCUGCUGUUGAGCUUAUUGGCAGUAAAUCCUUUGUGGGUAUCACCUUUGAGGAACACAAGCGUCUUCGCAAGCUCACUGCAGCACCAGUAACUGGAAAUGAGGUCUUAUCAAAGUACUUAACUUGGAUUGAGCAAACUGUGGAUUCGGAUUUAGAGAAGUGGUCCAAAAUGGACAAGGUUGAUUUUCUCACACAUAUUAGAAAGCUUACUUUCGACAUAAUCGCAUACAUCUUCCUCAGUAAUGAGACAAAUGAGGAGAUAAUGGCUCUAGAAAGGGAGUAUACUACUCUGAAUUUGGGUGUCAGAGCCAUGGCAAUCAAUUUACCUGGUACUGCAUACAAUAAAGCCCUUAAGGCAAGGAAAAAUCUGGUGGCCAUUCUUCAGUCAAUGAUUGACAGGAGGAGGGCAGAACAGGGAGGAAAGGAAGAUAAGAAAGUAGAUAUGUUAGAUGUAUUACUCAAGGUGAAGGAUCAACAUGGUAGGCUGUUAGAAGAUGAGGAGAUUAUUGAUUUAUUAGUCAUGUAUUUGAAUGCGGGGCAUGAAUCCUCUGGGCAUAUGACCAUGUGGACUGUUGUUUUUCUACUACAGAAUCCUGAAAUGUAUGCAAAAGCAAAGGCUGAACAGGAGGAUAUCGUUAGAAGGAGGCCAGAGGGACAAAAGAACCUCGUAUAUUCAGAACUUCGAGAAAUGGAAUACCUUCAUAAGGUUAUAAACGAAAGCCUCCGCUUAGUGAGCUUUUCAUCAAUGGUUUUCAGAGAGGCUCUAGAUGAUGUUGAAUUGAAUGGUUAUACAAUUCCAAAGGGAUGGAGAAUACAAAUUUGGAUGAGGAAUGUACAUCUGGACCCUGAAGUUUAUCCUCAUCCAAAGAAAUUUGAUCCAGAAAGAUGGGAGAAUUUUGUUCCCAAGCCAGGGAUGUUUGUGCCCUUUGGAUUGGGAAGCAGAUUGUGUCCUGGCAGUGACCUAGCAAAGAUGGAGAUAUGCGUUUUCAUCCAUUGUAUGCUUCUUCAAUAUGAAAUACAGCGUUUAACACCAGACUGCAAGGUGAGAUAUUUGCCUCAUCCUCGCCCCGCUGACAAUUGUCCUGUUAGAGUGAGAAAGUUAAACUCAUCAUGAAAGUUUUGAAUAUCAGCUGCUGCUGAAAUGAACAGAGAGACUCUCUAACAAAUUUUUGUUAGACUUAGCCAAAUUUAUAGAGAAUCAUAUAGAAGGGUAUGUUCCCACUUGGGCACUCCCAUUUUGGUGGGCACCUAGCUUCCUCUGAUACAGGAAAACUUUUAUGUAAAUGCUAUCUACAUGGUGAAAAUCAAAAUAGAGCCAUAAGAAACUGAUUAGAGAGUAAUGGCAGUUAAAGACUAAAUCUAUUAUUGAAAUAAAUGUACUAAUCUAAUAGAAAUGCAAUGGAGAUAACUAUUUAUAUCUUA